This is a messenger RNA of Ostrinia furnacalis (Asian corn borer), 1911 nucleotides long. RefSeq names its product basic proline-rich protein-like. The transcript is spliced from 4 exons. The record is from RefSeq and is a predicted model, not a curated record. Gene Ontology annotation, molecular function: zinc ion binding; SNARE binding. Lineage: Eukaryota; Metazoa; Arthropoda; Insecta; Lepidoptera; Crambidae. Gene Ontology annotation, biological process: intracellular protein transport; COPII-coated vesicle cargo loading; endoplasmic reticulum to Golgi vesicle-mediated transport. The annotation marks the transcript as partial. Gene Ontology annotation, cellular component: endoplasmic reticulum exit site; COPII vesicle coat.
AGGGCGCUGCAAAUUGCUCAGCCACGUAAGUCAGGAUCGUAUUUUUAUUCUGUAUUAAAUAAAAUUACUUCAAUUUGCCUUAUUUCUGAACAUGUGAGAAUGGUAUAACUGAACAAAAGUGCGUGUGCUGUUUCUUAGUGCCUAGAAUUAGUUCUGACUACGAUUGACAAAUCAUGUCCAACUUACCACCAAAUCCGUACAACAAUAUCCCAGGACCGCCCCAAGCUAACGCGCAAGGUGGGCCGCAAAUGUUCACCCAAAAUCAACAAUUUGGGCAAGUGCCUCAGAGCCAGUUGCCACCAGGAUAUGCAGGACUGAAACAAGAUGCCAAUUCGAACAGCCCUCUUCAUUUACCAGCAUCUACGCCUCAGAAUAGUGUUCUACACAGUGUAAACAAUUACAAUCAAAGUGGAAGCAACUCACCAGCCUUCAACCAGCCAGGAAUGUUGCCACCCCAACCGAUUGGCUUCCAGUCAUCUCCCAAUCGUCCCCCCCUGGGCAAGCCAAUUACAGGUGUGCCAAACCCCAAUCCUUUGCCUCCUCUCUCCUCAGCUAACCAAAGUUCGGUCUCCAAUGCUAAUUCUUCUCCUUAUCCACCCAACUUCAACCAGAUGCAGAGGCAAAUUAAUGACAAUGCAUCACCUCUUGUUCCUUCUAGUCAAUAUAAUCAACCUCUCAUGAAUGGUCCACCUACUGGGCCUCCUAAACCACCUAUGCCUCCAACCUCGAGUCCAUAUCCAGCUACUUCUAAUGCUUUUAGUCCACCACCAAUGGGGAUGAGGCCACCCAGUGGAGGCCCUGGCUAUGGACCAGGGGUGGUCAGUCCGCCUAUACAGCAAGGGCUGCCUGUUCAGCAAGGUCCACCUGCACCUAUUCCUUCAAAACUUCCUGGCCCACAGCCUGGCCUUUUAACCAGUCAACCUAAUGUACCAUUUUCUGGUCCACCCAGAAAUAGCCCUCUCAUGACUGCGCCCCUUCCCACUGGGACAGCCUUCAAUGGUCCACCGUUGGCCAAUACUGCGGGUGGACCUUAUGCUUCACUUCCACCAAGAAUAGGUCAGGUCAAUGGACCAGGUACAGCUAGUAUGAAUCCUUCACCCCUACCAUCUACUUCUGGACCGAGAGUAAAUCCAGUACUUCCGCCUCCUACUAUGGGAGCACCACCAAGGAAUGGUCCAGGGCCUGGACAGACUAUGCCUAACCCUGGCCUCAUGGGGAACCCUGGCAUGUUAAGUGGACCACAAGGUUUGCCUGCUGUCCCACAAACCCUGGCAGCGGGCCCUCAGAGCUUACCACCGCUACCAGCUGUUCCAAUGGGACAACAAAUGGGGCCUCCAAUGUCGGUCCCAGCUGGCCCUCCUAGUGGACCGAUGAGUGGGCCUCCUAAAAGUAAUAUGCAGGGUCGCUACCCCCAAAUGCCACAGAGUAAUUAUGCCAACAAUCAACCACCUAUGCCACCUCAACCGGUGAUGGGACAGCAAUAUCCACAACAGUAUGGACCCCAGGCGUUGACCCAGCAGAUGGGGCAGCUGAGCGUGACGAAGCAAGGCUUUGACCAACUCUGGGGUCACCAAAUGAUAGACCUGCUGCAAUGCAGGCACAUUCUUCCUGAUUACCCCGAAGACCCACCAGAAAUAAGACUUGGCCACCAAUUUGCGGAUGCUCCGAAUUGCAGUCCUGAUAUCUUUAGGUGUACUAUAAACCGUAUACCGGAGACUAACAGUUUGCUGCAGAAAUCGAGACUUCCCCUCGGAAUACUCAUCCAUCCAUUCAAGGACUUGAAUCACCUGCCAGUGAUCCAGUGCGCGACGAUCGUCCGCUGCCGCGCGUGUCGCACAUACAUCAACCCCUUCGUGUAUUUCGUGGACGGGAAGCGGUGGAAGUGCAACCUCUGCUUCAGGGUCAAUGACC